GUCUCCCCGCCGCCAUCUUUACUGAGGGCAGGGCGGCUCGGAUGGCGGUGAGCGGGUUGCUGAGAGCGCGAGUCGGCAUCCUCCUCCUCCCCCGGCGCGGGUGAGUGACGUCACGGGCAAAUGAACCCUUCACUCAAGGAGAGAAGGGGGAGGGGGUAAUCAGUAUCCCCCCAGACACAGACAGUGAGUCACUCAGGGUCAUUUAUUAAAGUUGCCAAGAAUUUAAAGGGACACCCCAGUCACCAUAACAACUUCAUGUAAUUAAAGUUGUUAUGGUGCCACGAGGCACACUCUUACCUUCAGGGGCUAAACCAGUCUUUAAACAUUUGCCACCAGCGCCGCUCCCCAAGUCCACGUCGCCUCAUCCGGCUUCUGAAUCUGAGUUAUAGAAAGUGCGGAGUGCCGCAGGACAGGGCCGCCGCCGAUUGGCUUAGAGGCGUCAGCUAAGCUAGUCUGUCCCAACCCAUUGCUUUAAAAAACAGUUUUCCGCUAAAAGCGAUUAUUCCUCCGUGUUUGAAAGGAACACGCCAAGCACCAUAACCACUGCAGCCCACUAUAACCAUUUAAAGUAGAUGAACUAGAUAUAGUACCUAGAGUACACCCAUAAGAAAUCUUUCUUUGUAUAUAAGAUGAUUUGGCCUGUACAUGACAUAUAUAAAUGGUUAUCAACCAUGUAAUUCACCUUAAAUAUCUCACAAUAACCCCACACCACCUAAAAUGGAAGUUUAGGCCAUUUCUAAUUUUUGGUACAUGUGGUCCUCACUUAAUGACCUACCUGUUUUACGACAGCUCACACUUACAACCAGCUCUCUAGCAUGGGAAUUCAAGGGAAUGUUCCCCGAACAUAGAUUUAAGGGAUUCCCUGAUCUGCUGCACUUGUCUAUGUUCAGGGAAAUCUCCCCCGAACAUAGACCUACACUGGUGCGCAUGUUCCGUAGCACAUCCUCACUUACCAACCGAGUCGUAAGAAUGGAACCCAGUUGGAAAGUGAGAAGUGCCUGUAUGUAUGUUAUUAUGGCCGGUCCAAUUGCAGACAAUGCAACAAGGGCACAAUGGCUAACUGAUACUCAGCUUUGAUUGUAAACAUCAGAGAGACAGAAAAAACUGAGAAGUCAGAAGGUGGUGAUCUAGAACACUGCUACAUUUCAUAUAAUUUUAUCCUUUGAUGAUCCUCAGCAAACAAAAACAUGCAUGUUGUAGUUCAUUGACAUCUAAAAAUCCACAAAUUGCAGCCAUCUAUUAACUCUAAACUGUGUUUUGCAAUGUGAUUUUGAAGGAUUAGAGUUAUGUCCACCACAAUGGAUGCUCUCAAGCCUUUGAUAGCCGUUUGCCAGAUGACCUCAACGUCUGAUAAAGAGAAGAAUUUCACUAUAUGUUCAGGACUGAUCCAGGAAGCAGCCUCUCGAAAGGCAAGCAUGGUGUUUCUCCCUGAGGCCUUUGACUAUAUUGGUGGCAGCACCGAGGAGACCCUAAGUCUUGCUGAGACAUUGAAGGGGGACACUAUUCAGCGGUACAUGAGCCUUGCCAGGUGUGUAUGGCUGUUUAUAAUUGUCUGCAUACACCUGGUUUUGAUGAUUUUAAAAUCUUUUUAUCAGUUUUUAAUUCAUAAAACCGUCUUCAAAAAUCUGUUACUGUUCUCGAUCUCUUGAGUGUUACUGUUUCUUUCAGUGUGUAUAGUUUGACUUGCUACAUUAAUCCAUAGUAUCACAGAUUUUAUUAAAGGACACGGAGGCUCUUAUUAGGUAUAUCUAUUUCUUUUAUUCCUCAGCAGCAAAGAAAGCUAAGGUAUUUAUAAUAUAGAAAAAAAUGAAACAAAGUAUCCUCACAGGGUUAACCAUUACAUCACAUAUCCUAUCCAAUAGGAACAGUCCACAUAUCAUAUAGUCCCACGUGACCCCCAUCUCUUCCUCUUUCUUUGCUGCUGCCUCAGCUAAGUGCCACCAUUUUAUCACUCAGACAUGAUUUACUGUUUUGUAUAUUUAUCUGCAUGUCUGUUUAAUUAUGCUUGUUAAUCACUCUGUCUCUGUUUGGAGUACUAUUUCCUCUUACUGUGCUACCCCCCUUCAGGGGGAACGGCUGCUGAUUGCCGCGCCUCCCGAGUUGUCCCGCCCGCCAGGACGGCUAAUCCCUUCUCCCCCCUCGUAUUCAGAGUAGUUUAUUACCCAUUUGCUUGCACGGAUCGCGGCGGUCGAUUGCCAGACGUGGGGCACCCUCUUGGGAACUGUCAGUUCACGCUGGGCCCGGUCCGCGGUCGGUGCCACUCGCGCAUGCGCAGCCGCGGCUGCGCAUCGUGACAGCCAUACUGUGAGUGGCAAAACUUUGACGCGCUUUUCUACUGGCUCGCGCAGCCCACUCAGUGGCGGGCGCGAGCUGAUUGGACAGGAAGGCUGCCUAUCAGCCUACCAGUGCACCAGUGCACAUUCCUGAGUGAACACUCGGUAAGCUGACAGCUCAGUAUUUUGUUCUGUGCCUUGCCUGCAGUUUAUUUUGCCUGUCACUACCUUGUAUGAUUUUAGACUGUUAAGUCUUGACAGCCAAAACUCUGCCCACUGUUAUUUGGUCUAUUUGUCCUAUAACCUGCUUAACUAGCUCCUGCUUUAAUAUGCAGACCCCUAAAGAUAACCCUAGCAUUGCCCCACUCAAGCAGGGAGUGCCUCCAGGCACCCUUUAAUUGCGGAGCCUGGACCCCAAUUCAUCCAAGGGUAUGGUAUUACCCCCAUGGAGCAACUUAACUCAGAGGAACUCCAUUCCCUCUUGGACACUACCAUGACCAGAUUGGUCACCCAGGCUAUUUACUCCGCUAUGGGGACAAUAUCAGACACUAUAUCCCACUCCAUCCGGCGUCUAACCGUAACCCUGACGUGACCCAACCUGAGGCCAGUCAUCAACCUACUCCCCCUAAAUGCAUUCAUGCGAUACCACCACUUCAAAAUGGAGGAAAUCCAUUGCCUUCGGGACCUCCUCAGAUUGGAGGACUGGAUGGUCAAGCUAGACCUCCAAGACGCCUACUUUACAACCCCCAUUGCCAGAACCUUCUCCAAUUCCAAUGGGAAGGGACAACGUGGAGGUUCCAAUGCCUUCCCUUUGAAGUCUCAUCAGCACCGUGGUGCUUCACUAAACUGCUGAAGCCAGUGGUAGCCCUCCUACGCAGCGGGGGUGUACGGAUGAUCAUAUAUCUGGAUGAUAUGCUGAUCAUGGCACAUGACACCUAACUGCUGAGACAACACCUCUCAUGGGCACAGUAAAAUCUGGUAAUUAUACACAGCACUCACCACUUAGUGGGGAGACGUUAUUAAAAAAAAAAUCAAAAAAAAUCUCUGUUUACAAUUUCAUAUCUCCCAACAUUUCUAAUGAUGAAGAGGGACACUUUAAUUCUAGGGGUGUUCCUGGGAAUGUGGCAUGGGACUGUUUUUAAGAAAUUAUAGGUGAUUUUCUAAUAACAAUUUAGGCAACUAGAAUGUAAUUUAGAACAAAAACAAGGUUUGUUAUUUUCACAGACUAAUUUUUAAACACAUUACAGUAAGUAUUAUUGCUGCAGAGCUCUGUUAUACACUCAGACUCACCAGCAAUAUGAAGCUCCUAGAAUAGGACAUAGGGAUUUGUACCCUCAACAGGGACACUUUGUAGAUAUGUAACGUCACUAGUCUUGACCCAUACUGUAUGUGAGGGCAACCUUCAUCUUUCACGAAUGUUGAACAUUGAAAUCUUUACUCUUAUAAUUUGGUUGUUUUUUGUUUGUUUGUCAUGUGUUAGGAGAUGCAGUGUCUGGCUUUCUUUGGGAGGGUUUCAUGAGAAAGGACCCAACUGGGAAACUGAUCGCAGGAUAUUUAACUCUCACGUGGUCCUGGAUAAUACAGGUAAACUCACCAUGCUCUGCGCUUGCCAGGUGAUUAUUCAACAACACUUUUUCUUUGCUCAUAAAACAAAAUAAAGCAAAAUUCAAACUUCGGUAUUGUACGAGAGUGUUAAUUGCUGAUCAAGACUAGUAUUUGCUUUUACGUCUAUUCAAGAUGUGUCAUAACAAUUUAUGUUCCAUACAGAGUGAAGUAUUCUGAUACAGGGAAAAGCAACGGUAACGCUCAUAAUGGUUGUAGAUGAUAAUUUAAUCAUUUGAAUAAACGUCCCAUUGUCUUAAUUCAUUUUUAAAAUUAGAAAUCUAUAAAGAUCUAUAUAUAUAUUUUUUAAUUGCCCUGUCACCAUAGACUGAUCUAUUGCUAAUAAAUGUAUAAACCAAAAGAUAAUUAAAGGGACACUACUUGUUCAAUUGUUUUAAUUUGUUUAGGGUCUGCAACCUUAACUCCACCUGCUUUAAGUUUAAAAAUAUUGACUACAUAAGCCUUUACUUGCCUUGUCUCCAGCAGUGAGACUCAGUCCAUGUAAGCGCCCGCUUCACCUCCCAUUUUUUUUUCUCUCCUCUUCUGCUUCUCGUAUAAUCCAAUGAUUCUUACAGAUAAGCAUUGUGGACAUGAAGAGCAAGCACUGCAACCUCUUCCAAUCUAAUGCUUUUAAUAGAGAAGUAUUAAAUCCAAUGAGAAGCAUCAGAGGACGUUCUACAAACUCAUGCAAUGUGUGCAGACAUCAAACAACAAAGAACUGAGUCUGAUUCAGUUGUGGGUACGAAAGCACCAUCUAGUGGCUGUAGAGAAGACAGCCACUAGAGUGGUGUAUUUAGCCCCAAAAUGUUAACAUUGCUGUAAUCUACAAGAAUACAUGUUUAUGUUCCUGACCCUAAAGUGUUCUUUUAAAGAUUAAAAAAAAUUAAAACCCAAUCCUGUUCAGUCGAGGCACACACAGGGCACACAUUGCUUUGGAGGAGAAGAAAUAUCAACAUUUUGUUUCCAUUUUUCCACGUAUUGUGCUUAAUGACCACAAAAGGGCAGAGCUUCUAAUAAUGAUUGACAGGGAGCUAAGAUGGUGCCACUUAGUUCCGGGAUAGAUUUAAGUACAGCUCUGUAGAUUUCUACAUUAAAUGUUAUUUUCAAAGUUCACACACACAUAUUUGUCAAACAGAGAGAAUUAGUGAAAUCGAUAUGAAUAUUCCUGGGAAGUGAUAGUUCCACUUUAAUAUUUUUUUAUUAUUCCUUAUUCCAUUGGGUGUGUUCAUACAGGUCACAUUGUAUCCAUUUAUCGCAAAACCCACCUCUUUGAUGUAGAUUUGCAUAGUGGGGUGUCGUUGAAAGAAAGCAAAUUUACAAUUCCUGGACCAGACCUCAUUCCACCAAUUAACACGCCUGCUGGCAAGGUGAGGAGAGAAAAUCAGAUAAUUCUAUUAUAUACAUAAUAUUAUUAACCCCUUCAAUCCCAACAACAUGCAUACUUGUGUUAAUUUUCUUUGCAUUGCAAAACAAUGAAAAACAAAGACUUUUUCCGUAAAGCCGAAAUCACCUUUCCCUUUGCUCCAGUGGUGUUUUUCACCCAACAGAGAAAUUAAUUUCUAUGUCAGGAUACCAUUCUGUACUGGAUCAUAAAUGCCAGUCAACUUCCCUUCUCCCACACUAUACAGUGUUUUUUUGUAAGUUCACCAUUCUAGCUGAAGUUUAGCAGCUGAGGAGCAGGAACAGCUUUAAGCAUUCUUGUUCACACUACAGACUUUUUUUGCAGGUUGCAAUAGCAGCGUGCAGUGUCAGGUGUUGGACAUAUAUUUGUUGUUUUUCUGUUUAUCAAUGUAAGCGUUAUACACUUAUCCAGAUGGUAUUUUUACAUUCUGAUGUUAUGUUUUAAAAAAGCUAGCUACGGGUUGCCACUCCUAAACCAUUCUACAAUUAAAUAUUGUGCCAGUUGUAAUAUCUUUAUUGCCAAAAUGGGAUAUGUUGAAAUGUGCGAUUUGGCUGUAUAAAUAACAAAAAUUUAUUUCAAAGUUAUGACUAAAGUACCCGAAAUAGAAGCAUGGCUGACUUGGAGAAUAUCUCCAUUUUGUCUAUUUUAGACUUAAAUUUAAAAUUCACUUUGAAUUCCAAACAAUUCUCACUUUAGUGAAUAUAACCCUGAUUGUCAUAUUUGCAAACAUAUGUAAAUUAUUAUUUUGCCUUGUCAAUAUUUACGAUCUCGUUUUAAAGUAGUUACUUCCCUUCAGGUUGGUCUUGGUGUGUGCUAUGAUUUACGCUUCCCAGAAAUGGCCCUGGCGCUGAUCCAGGAAGGAGCAGAACUCUUGACCUACCCUUCGGCCUUCACCGUUACUACUGGGAUUGCCCACUGGGAGGUCAGUCUCUUCAUUUAAAGCCCAAAUGUUGAGCCAGCAGUGUGUCAAACACCAGGGUUUGAGUAGAUUUAUAUGCAGGUACCUAUAUCCCAUAAUGCACUUGGUCCAGUACCUUUGGGGGGGGUGUUGAUACACAAUUGUGCCUUUUCUAAUGAUGCCCAGCCCAUAAUAACAUUAUUUCUCAUUGUUCUAUUCUGCUGGAAUGCUGCCCACUUUUAGUCUAUGUUAGUUCACAGAAUAUAUUGAUCACAGGGAGAAAGCUGUUCACAUGGUACCUCUUUGUAUAUUGUUAUACAACAACACUGACCAAAUUAGAAAGGACACAAAUGUCUGAUUUAUAACAAGCGUUAUGCUUUUGUGUUUAAAUACUUUAGUCAGCUUGUGCACUGCUAAAUGCUAGCUGGGUGGGUAUAACAGUGGAUGUUGAGCUGACAGAACUUCAACUACAUUGUUCCCUAUGCACAAAUCUCUGCCGCUAACCACCAUCUCUGAAAUAGACUGCAGAGUAGGGAGUUUAAGUUUCACCUUGCCAUUUAACCUCCACGUAAAUCACUUCUAUCCACCCAAAACAUGGCUGCUGGCAGUGUACUGGGAGAGAGAGCAGGGACCACAGAGCAAGGUUUUUAAUUGGUCCUCACCACAGAGCAAGGUUUUUAAUUGGUCCUCACCACAGAGCAAGGUUUUUUUAAUUAAAAAAAAAAAGCAAUAUUGUAACUGUCAGCCUAUGACAACUUAUACAACAAUACUGCCUUUAAUGCAGCCCACCAGCCUUUUACUCAAUCACCUCUUAUUAAUAGAGUACAUUAAGUUGGGAUAAACAAUGCAUUAUAUAUAUAUAUAUAUAUAUAUAUAUAUAAAUAUAUAUAUAUGUGGCUUCACUUAUGGCUUAACUGAGAUAUUUAUUUUCUAAUUUAAGGUCUUAUUAAGAGCCCGUGCUAUCGAAAAUCAGUGCUAUGUUGUGGCAGCAGCACAAACCGGUAGUCACAAUCAGAAGAGAUCUUCGUACGGCCACGCUAUGGUUGUAGAUCCAUGGGGCUCAGUCAUUGCACAGUGUCAGGACGGGAUAGGACUGUGCUAUGCCGAGAUCAACCUGCCCUUUCUCAGCCGCGUCCGCAGGGAUAUGCCAGUGCAGAGUCACCGGAGAAACGAUUUGUACGGCAAGGUAGCCAUGAACACAAACGACUAAAAGUUUCAGUCUUACAUGCAACAAGGCAGAACUCCUGAGAAAUAUGUUCUAAUUGCCAUAAAUUGUUGAUUGAAUGAAAAAUAACAAAAAUAAUCUCUGAAAUCAGAACAGUCACAAUCAAGUUUCAUCGAUCAGAAGGCAAACCAGUGUAAUUAUUAUUAGUUUCAGAGAAUGCAGGCACUGUCCCACAUUAUGGAAUGGAACUUUACCUCUGCUGAAACAUUUGACAGUGAUAUACAGCAAGGAAGAAGCUGUGUAAUUUGGUUUGACAGCAUAGAAGAUGUACAUUGUUUCAAUAAUUGUGGAUACAAAACCACCAUAUGGGAAUGCAUGUAAAGUGCAAAAGGCAGGCAAAAAUAUAAAGAAACACUAUAAGCACCCAGAAGUGCCUCUGUCGUGAGGAGCAAAGGCUAGCCCGUUUGGACAUUAAUCCUGCAAGUUAAAACAUUGCAGGGUUAAGACAGCCACUAGAGGCACUUCCUGGAUUCUCACAGUUUAACUCCAUGAAACGACAUUGGACAUCCCCAGGUUUUUUUUUAAUUAUUAUUAUUUAUACAAAAUCCACAUAGGAAAGUAUUUAUUCAAUGUUUUCCUCUGGGGAAGGUGUACUGGAUGCACAAAAGGUCCUCAAUUGGUCUGACAUCGCGUGAGGAGGCGCCUGAUCCAGCGCCAAGGGACUUCAGUACUGUUAAAGGACCACUAUAGUGCCAGGAAAACAAACUUGUUUUCCUGGCACUAUAUGGUCUUUAGGUUCCCUCCACCCUCAUGGCCCCCCUCCCGCCGUGCUCUAGGGGGAGGAAGGGGUUAAUCCCAUACCUUUCUCCAGCGCCAGGCUCCCUCUGCGCUGGGGACUCUCCUUCCUCUUCGACCGAAUGCGCAUGAGCGGCAAGAGCCACGCGCAUUCCGUCAGUCCAUAGGAAAGUAUUCUCAAUGCUUUCCUAUGGAUGCUGGCGUCUUCUCACUGUGAAAAAUCACAGUGAGAAACCCAGAAGCACCUCUAGCGGCUGUCAAUGAGAGAGCCACUAGAUGCUGGAUUAACCCUAUUUUAAACAUAGCAGUUUCACCUAUCUGGACCUGGCACCCAGACCACUUCAUUGAGCUGAAGUGGUCUGGGUGCCUAUAGUGGUCCUUUAAGGGGAAAAAAGUGUUUUUUAAUCCUUGCGUGGUCCCUAAAGUAAGGGCUGGGGCGUACUGUAACAGUUUUGUAUUCCUAAUGUUAUAAUUCCUAUUGUUUGUGUUCCUUUACUUUAUGGCAUUGUGCCUGAUCCCAAUUAAUACAAACAGUUGUCACAUUAACAAACCUUUAAUUCUACAUUCAAGUUAUGUCAGUAUGAAUAUUUUUAGGUUUGAAUAUUCAAAUAAACACAAAAAAAACCCUUUUCUA
Molecule: messenger RNA, 8769 nt
Organism: Pelobates cultripes (western spadefoot toad)
Lineage: Eukaryota; Metazoa; Chordata; Amphibia; Anura; Pelobatidae
Source: the annotation of a GenBank genome assembly